AAUUGUAUCAGCACAUUUUUUCUCUCUGUUCUUUUUCCCGUCUACCUUCCUUUGUUCACGAGGAUACAAGACUGGCCAACGAGAGUCAGGCGAGGCAAGCGAAGCGAGCCAGCAACCUCCACCGUAGCAUGCAGCUGCCAUUGCCAUCCCCGGGGUUGGGAGCCAUGUGGAGCCUCCUCCCCCUCCUCCUCUUCCUCAGCUCGUCCCUGCUCGCCGCAACCACCAUAGCCUACGACCUGUGGUACACCGAGUGCGCGAGCAACACGAACUACACGCGCGGGGGCGCGUUCCAGGCCAACCUCGACGCGCUCCUCUCCUCCCUCCCCGCCGCCGCGGCCGCGUCGUACGGGUUCGCCGACAACUUCACAGGCGCCGCGCCCGACCAGGCCUACGGCCUCGCGCAGUGCCGCGGCGACGUCAACGCGUCGACGUGCCUCGCGUGCUUGGACGGCGCUGCGCGGCACAUGGCCGCCACCUGCCCCGGCCAGAAGGACGCCAUGCUUAUCUACGACGAGUGCCUGCUGCGGCACUCCAACGCGAGUUUCUUGGGCGCGGCCGACGCGUCGGUGAGGUUCUGCGCGUGGAACCCGCAGAACGCGACGCAGCCGGAGGAGUUCAGGACGCGGCUCGGCGCGCUGAUGGGCAACCUCACGGCGCGGGCGGCGUUCGCGUCCCCGCGGAUGUUCGCGGCCGGGAAGGCCGCCGUCUCGCCCUUCGCGAACGUCUACGGCAUGGCGCAGUGCACGCGGGACCUCGCCGACGACGACUGCAACCGCUGCCUCGACGGCGUCGUCGCGUUCAUCCCGAACUGCUGCGACGGGAAGCAGGGCGGCCGGGUCAUCGCCCGCAGCUGCUCCAUCCGGUUCGAGGUGUACUCGUUCUACGACGCCUUGGGCGCCCAGGAGGCCAUGUCGCCGGCCGCGGCCCCCGUCCCCGGAGGCGGGCCGACCAACGGCAGCGGGCACUCCGUGGACGGAAACACCGGGAGCAGCAGUCACACGGUCCGGACAGCUCUUCUCGUAGCAAUUCCUGUCGCUGUCGCGCUGCUGCUGCUAGUUGCUGUCUUCCUCUUCCUCUGCAGGAGGAACAGACAACUGCACAAGCAUGUGCAGGUUGCAAGCAGCGUACACGAAGAUGAAGAAGACAUGAGAAGCUCAGAGUCUCUCCUCUAUGAUCUGAGCACCCUACGAGCUGCCACGGACAACUUUUCGGAAGAAAAUAAGCUCGGCGAGGGAGGGUUUGGCCCAGUCUACAAAGGCACGCUGCAGGACGGGCAGGACAUUGCGGUGAAGAGGCUGUCAGCAACUUCGCAGCAGGGGCAGGUGGAGAUGAAGAACGAGGUGGUCCUGUUGGCGAAGCUCCAGCACAGGAACUUGGUGCGCCUGCUCGGCUGCUGCACCGAGGAGCACGAGAGGCUCCUCGUCUACGAGUUCCUCACCAACAAUAGCCUCGACAAAAUCAUCUUCGCACGGCGGCAUGAGCUGGGCUGGGGACUGAGGCAGAGGAUCAUCGAGGGCAUCGGGCGAGGGCUCCUCUACCUCCACGAGGACUCGAGGCUGACCAUCAUCCACCGCGACCUCAAGGCCAGCAACAUCCUGCUGGACGCGGACAUGAACCCCAAGAUCUCUGACUUCGGCUUGGCCAAGCUGUUCAGCAUCGACUCCAGCGUGGGAAACACCAGCCGCAUUGCCGGAACAUACGGAUACAUGGCGCCGGAGUACGCCCUGCACGGCAUCUUCUCGGCCAAGUCGGACGUCUUCAGCUACGGCGUCCUUGUCCUCGAGAUCGUCACCGGCCGCCGAAACUCGUACACGCAUGCUUCGGGACCGUCUGAAGAUCUGCUUACCUUUGUUUGGACGCACUGGAGCCGUGGGAGCGUGCAGCCUCUGCUGGAGGGGUGCCCCGACGAGGGUCUCCGUGCGCAGGAGGUGCUGAGGUGCAUCCACGUCGCUCUGCUCUGCGUCCAGGAGGAUCCGCACGACCGCCCCAGCAUGGCAUCGGUCGUCGUCAUGCUCAACAGCCGCUCCAUCACGCUACCGGCGCCCGCCGCGCCGGCGUACGCGGUGCCCGGCCGCGCGGUCACGGCAUCAGAGAACCCGCCGCGGAGGAUGAGCUUGGGUCGCCAGGGUCCCAUGGCGGCAGCUCGGGAGCCUUCUAUCAACGAAGCUUCCGUGUCUGAGUUGCACCCUCGUUGAUGCUGUACGAGUCACUGAAUCACUGAAUCGGCGUGGAUGCCGGACCGCCGAUCAAUCGAUGGACAACAAUGAUGCUUUGUGUUCGUUUUUUUUAAUCUUCGUUUUGAAUUCGGGAGUACAGUUUGUAUUCGAAAUUGUCCCAUGGAAAGUGUUUGUGGAACUUCUCGUCGGGAUUUUGUUCAGACGCUUGUAAAAGAUGAGCUCUGACAUGCUUGUUUGAUUCAACUAGCACGAAUAUUGUAAAAGA
Zea mays is the source of this 2442-nucleotide messenger RNA. Its product is annotated as putative receptor-like protein kinase. Gene Ontology annotation, cellular component: plasma membrane. Gene Ontology annotation, biological process: protein phosphorylation. The transcript is spliced from 7 exons. The record is from RefSeq and is a predicted model, not a curated record. Lineage: Eukaryota; Viridiplantae; Streptophyta; Magnoliopsida; Poales; Poaceae. Bases 129 to 2195 code for a protein of 688 amino acids. Gene Ontology annotation, molecular function: ATP binding; protein serine/threonine kinase activity.